Molecule: messenger RNA, 1134 nt
Organism: Physcomitrium patens
Lineage: Eukaryota; Viridiplantae; Streptophyta; Bryopsida; Funariales; Funariaceae
Product: histone H2B.11
Cellular component (GO): nucleosome
Molecular function (GO): protein heterodimerization activity; DNA binding; structural constituent of chromatin
Source: RefSeq, a predicted model, not a curated record
UCCUCACGCUAUUGCAGUGAACUUGUUCUAUUACCGUAGUGCGUAUCGUUGCGUGUGUGUUUACCUCGCUUUAGGUCAUUACGCUUGUGGAUUUCUCUGGGUUGCCGAUAUGGCUCCGAAGAGUGAUGAGCAGAAGGCUGGCAAGAGCAAGGCUGAGAAGAAACCAGUAGUGAAGAAAGCCGAGAAGAAGAUCAAGAGCGAUACUAAGGUUGACGCUAAGAAGAAGAAGGCGAAGAAGAGCGUUGAGACGUACAAGAUUUACAUCUACAAGGUCUUGAAGCAGGUACAUCCUGACACUGGUAUAUCUUCUAAGGCUAUGGGCAUCAUGAAUUCCUUUAUCAACGAUAUCUUUGAGAAGUUGGCCCAGGAAGCCGCUCGGCUUGCAAGGUAUAAUAAGAAGCCGACCAUCACUUCUCGUGAGAUUCAAACCGCUGUGCGCUUGAUUCUUCCCGGAGAGUUGGCGAAACACGCAGUGUCUGAAGGAACUAAGGCUGUGACAAAGUUCACGAGCUCUUAGUUCAAUUCGAGGCAUACUUUUAUGGUGUUUUAUUAACACCACCUCUCUUCAGAGACUACCACUCCAUUUAUUUCAUUUCUUCUACAUACUUAACCUAAACCUCGUUUACAUAGCCUCAAGUCCGCAAUUCCUCAAUUCUCUUCCUUCAGUCUCACUCGGCGCGAGUCCCGCUACUCAGUUGUCUCCGCGAGGUAGUAGUUGAAAGUCCUUUCGAUGUUAAUGUCUGCUUUCAUCGCGUUGCCGUCACUAAUUCCUACCUCCCCACGUUGCUGUCUGUAGAGGUUGACUGGAAGCUUAGAAGCCUGAUUAUAAUCUCCGAACAUCCUCCGGAAAGUGUGAUAAACUACAUCUCUUGUAAAAAUCCCAUUUUUAGGUUAUUCCAAUCGCGAUUGGGCAAAUUCACUUGUGAUUUGCAUAACUCCUUGCGAAGAGACGCCGUUUUGAUGUCUCAAUCCUGGCUAAUGGUUGUAGGUGACCUCUAUGUAUCAACUUCACCAUGUACAAGCUACGUUAUGCAGUAUAUCCUUGUCCUGCAAAAAAGAGUGUUAUAAAAGUGUACUGCAGUCUGCUACAAGACUCGCGAACCUGUAAGAAAUACAACUUUUGCUUGAAACGAA